Messenger RNA from Parnassius mnemosyne (clouded apollo), 1026 nucleotides. NCBI's taxonomy places the organism in Eukaryota, Metazoa, Arthropoda, Insecta, Lepidoptera, Papilionidae. The record is from the annotation of a GenBank genome assembly.
AUGCCCACUGUCGUACAUUGGUUUCGCUUAGAUUUAAGAUUGCAUGACAAUCUUGCACUAAGAAAUGCAAUCAACGAAGCGGAAAAUCGUAAACAUAUUUUAAGACCAGUAUAUUUCUUGAAUCCUGACAAUAUACAUAAUAUAGGUAGUAAUAGGUUGCGGUUUCUUAUACAAAGCUUACAAGAUUUAGAUGCCAACUUACGUAAACUUAACACCCGCCUGUAUAUAAUAAAGGGUACAGCUAUUAAUUGCUUACCAAAACUGUUUCAAAAGUGGCAAGUCAAAUUCUUGACAGUGCAAGUUGAUAUUGACCCUGGCCUUGUAGAACAAGAUGAAGCUAUUGAGAAAAUUGCUGAAGAAAAUGAUAUUUUUAUAGUCAAAAGGGUUCAACACACAGUCUAUGAUGUCCAUAGUGUUCUAAAAAAGAAUAAUGGUAGUGUACCAUUGACCUACCAAAAAUUUCUUUCAUUGGUACAGGAUAUGCAAGUUAAAGAAACAAUAGAUAUUAAUAAGCAAAUAUCGGAGUGCUGUAGGGCUGAAGAUUAUAAUUCUGAGGAAUAUGAUGUGCCAACAUUAGAAGAAAUUGGUGUUGAUGUGUCAACUUUAUCUGAAUGUAAGUAUCCAGGAGGGGAAACUGAAGCUUUAAAAAGACUUAAUGUGUAUAUGUCAAGAAAGCAGUGGGUUUGUAAAUUUGAAAAACCAAAUUCAUCACCAAACAGUAUUGAACCUAGCACUACGGUCUUAAGUCCUUACAUAAGUCAUGGUUGCCUUUCAUCAAAAUUGUUUUAUCACAAACUUAAAGAGGUUGAAAGUGGAAUGCUUCACACACAACCACCUGUCUCACUUUUAGGACAAUUGAUGUGGAGAGAAUUUUAUUACACAGCAGGUGCAGGUACUGAAAACUUUGAUAGAAUGGUUGGUAAUAAAAUUUGUACACAAAUACCUUGGGGUGAAAAUACUGAACACCUAAAAGCUUGGGCUGAAGGGAGGACAGGCUAUCCUUUUGUAGAUGCUAUUAUGCGUUAG